UGAACGCCAGAAAGAAGACAUGGCGCCGAAGUGGGCCAGCAGAAACGCUCAGAUUACGAGGACCAUGGGGUGGGUUCCCUGCAAGAUGGAUACACGCCCGAAGAACUUCUUUUCGUAUCCAUGUCCUAUUUUUGCGAAGAAGAUGACGAUGGCCUUGAGAUCGAAUAACGAUGCGAACCCUUUUGACACCCGCUGUAGCAUAUGGUGCACCAAGAACAUUAAAGAGCAGCGCAUGUUGGUAGUCCAAGAACCCGCAGCCGCUGGUAGCAGUAACAGCGUCAAGCCCAAGAACGACUGGCGUCAGACAUGCACAGAAACCCGCCGACUGCGCAUUACUGCUUGUCAAUCACGAUAUAAUGGAUCAUGGUAUUUUCAAGGUCACAACAUUACCCAACUGUUUGAAAGAUACCGUAAUGUUGCACCAAUGCCUAAUAAGCCAUCAUUCAAUACUACCACUGGAGGAUUACUGCAACGAGAUUGCAGCACUUGCCCGCAUGCUCGUUUUGGACCAGGAGCAGCAAAGCACGAUGGCACAUUGCAUUGCGCUUUGGCGCCGUGGAUUUACGACAUUGGCUUGUCGGACCCUGUGUAUCUGGAGGUGUCAACAACUGAUCACUGCGCUGAGCAUGAACAAGAUCACAGCCGACGGCGUAAUUAUCAAGGUCGUGAAUAUUAG
Messenger RNA from Radiomyces spectabilis, 676 nucleotides. RefSeq lists its product as uncharacterized. NCBI's taxonomy places the organism in Eukaryota, Fungi, Mucoromycota, Mucoromycetes, Mucorales, Radiomycetaceae. The transcript has 2 exons. Bases 20 to 676 code for a protein of 218 amino acids. The record is from RefSeq and is a predicted model, not a curated record.